ACCUUUGCUGUUACGCCCUCCCACGUUAGGCCCAUUUUCUCGCCGCCUAUUCUAUAGCUCCCCAGUUUCAAGCCCAUGCUACCGAUUUCCGGUUUACGCCGAAACAAUUUGUUCGACAAAAGACUCGAGAGAUACAGAGAUGAAAGGUGGUCGGAUUGUUACACCUCCAUUGCUCAAGCCUCUUCGCAUCGCAUCGUCUCUCACUCUACCUUUGAUUCGGAAUCGUGCUUGUUGAAGACAACGGCUUAUUUCAGCCACGAAUUUUCCCUUCCGCCAAACAGCUUCUUCAACCUUCUGAUCGCGUGGCAGCUUAUCAAAAUUAAACCCCUUUUCCUCUCGACCUUUUGCUUCCGCCCAAGGUCUCUGUGAUAAUUUAAUGGCGUCUUUGAGAUGGGAACUGUAUCGGAAUCUUUUAGGAGAAGUUAGUAGCUACAUUAUGCAACCGCGGUUUUAUAGCUCGAAAGUUGACUUGAAAAAGUUGCGACCUAUGAUACUGAAGAGAAUUGAAAAUCGAGCAAAGGAUUAUCCGGUUCCGGCAAUGAUUCCAGUAGCAGAAGAGGUUCUUAGUGCAAGAGCUCUUCUCAUCCGAGGCGUCUCCACGCUUCUCAGAGUUUUUUCUGUUGUCACCUGCAAGUUCUGUCCAGAAGUAUUUGUAGGCGAGAAAGGUCACUUAAUUCAGACUUGCUGUGGUUACAGGCGUCGAGGCAAGAAUCGGGUUCAUGAAUGGGUGAAGGGUGGCUUGAAUGAUAUAAUUGUACCGGUAGAAGCCUUUCACCUGCACAAAAUGUUUCAAGAUGUUAUUAAACAUGGUGAGAGGUUCGAUUUUGAUCGUGUUCCAGCAGUUGUUGAGCUAUGUUGGCAGGCCGGAGCAGAUCCACACAUUGAAACAUUAAAUUCCAGCCCUUGGAAUACCAACAAUGAUUCCUGUGGCAUUGAAGGAGUUGAAUCUCUGUCUACUGAUGAGGUGAGGUUGAUAGCCACGGGCACUUUGAAAGCAUGGGAGACUCUUAGAUCUGGCGUGCAAAAGUUGUUAUUAACUUAUCCAGCAAAGGUAUGCAAGCACUGUUCUGAAGUUCAUGUAGGGCCAAGUGGCCACAAGGCACGGCUUUGCGGAGUGUUUAAAUACGAGAGUUGGCGAGGAACCCAUUUUUGGAAGAAGGCAAAUGUAGAUGAUUUGAUGCCUCCAAGAACUGUAUGGAUACGCCGGCCUCAGGAUCCUCCGGUUCUUUUGAAUGAAGGCCGGGACUUUUACGGGCAUGCUCCUGCAGUGGUGGCACUGUGCACAGAGGCUGGUGUAAGUACUCCCACAAAAUAUUCUUGUAUGAUGAAAGUCCAAGGUUUACCAGGGCCUGUUUGAUUCUUUUUUUUUUUUUUUUCAAUCAAUCUGCUGGUAAAUUCUCGAAUUGGAUUGGCAUCGACAUGGUCCGGUAUCCGGAGCAAUUUCAGGUGAUGUUCCAACUCAAUUCAGCAUGUCGAAGUUUUAUUCACUGAGUACAUCCUCAAGGUUAGAGUACAGCCCCAUGUAACUUCUAGCUCAAGCAUGGAAAUUUUGUUUACAUUUUCAGUAUCUUUCUCCAGAUAUAUCCUUGUAUAUGUGAAAUCAUAGAUGUGAUCAUUGUAUUUAUACAUGUUGGCCAAUAAUGUUUCAUUAUCCGGCAUUUAAAAAGCCAAA
Carica papaya (papaya) is the source of this 1672-nucleotide messenger RNA. RefSeq names its product APO RNA-binding protein (DUF794) (gene APO4). Lineage: Eukaryota; Viridiplantae; Streptophyta; Magnoliopsida; Brassicales; Caricaceae. The record is from RefSeq and is a predicted model, not a curated record. Gene Ontology annotation, molecular function: RNA binding.